Messenger RNA from Capsaspora owczarzaki ATCC 30864, 2783 nucleotides. RefSeq lists its product as hypothetical. The transcript is spliced from 7 exons. Lineage: Eukaryota; Filasterea; Ministeriida; Capsasporidae. The record is from RefSeq and is a predicted model, not a curated record. The coding region runs from base 143 to 2554 and encodes 803 amino acids. Gene Ontology annotation, biological process: regulation of GTPase activity.
UUUUUUUUUUUGCUUGUUUGUCGGUGUUUUUUGUCUCGUUAUUAUCGUCUGUGAUCAUUGUUAUAUCGUUGUUAUUGUUACUGAAGCAAGCACGGGGAAGUUGCACUUUCAGCCCCCCCCCCCCGCACCUCUACAUCACAAAAUGGACGUGGAUCCCAAGUACAAGCCGCUGUGCAAGCUACUGCUUGCAAAAGACGAAACACUGCUCACAGCGCUGUGCAAUGAGAUCCCGCAAGAUGUGGCAGACGACACUGCACAAUCACUGGUCGUCUUGUUCAACUCGGCCAACCAGAUGGACCGCUUGAUUCGCUGGGCCGUUCAGAAGGAGAUUGACCGAACUUUCGAAGUCGAGGACGCGAACGGCUUGUUCCGAAACAACACUGUGCCGAUCAAAAUCAUUGCAGAGUACCUUAAGAGCGUCGGCGAAGGCUUCCUCAAAGUAGUCUUGAAGAAACCGCUCAAAAAGAUUCUAGAAAUCAAAACGACGCUGGAAGUGAACAUGAACAAGGCCAAGGACCUGACUGUGCCCGUCAUGAAAAAGAACUUUGACAAGCUGUUAUCGUUUGUGGAGAUGAUGCUCGAGGAAAUCACCAAGUCUGUGUCUGCGUGUCCACGAGCCUUUUUCACACUCUUCCACAUCAUCUCGAACGAAGUUGGCAAGGUGCGACCAGACAAGGUCGAUAUCGCCAUUGGCGGCUUUAUCUUUUUGCGGUACUUUUGCCCCGCCAUCGUUUCUCCCGAGGGCUUCAACCUGGUCAAGCAACCAGUCACCCCCGAAGCACGGAAAAACCUGAUUCUCAUCUCAAAGACACUCCAAAACAUGGCGAGCGGUGUCGAGUUUGGUGAAAAUGAGCCAUACAUGCUGAACGCCAAUCAACUCUUGCGCGAUUCCAAGCUGGGUGUGCACCUGUACCUUCAAUUGCUCGCGGUGGUGCCACCAGAUCAGCCUGCCGAUGCACUGUCGUUCGGUCAAUUGGGCCAAACCAUCGUAACAGACGCUGUUGGCACCUUGCACUAUCACCUGAAAUUGAUGCAAGCCAAAAUUGCAACUGCAGUCGCUUCCACCAGUUCUCACCAAUCGGAUGAAUUUGUCGAAGCCAUGUCCACACUCGGCGAGCCGCCCAAGCCCACUCGCGCAACGGCAUUGCGCGCAGCCAUCAACGCUGAGAUGCAGCAGCGGCACGACGACUUUGAGUCCACCAAGAAGGAGCGCAAGGGCAUUUUCCAUCUAAAGCGUGCCAUGCUCACCGAGUUGGUCGACAAGAAGGGGGAGGACGACGAAGCCACGCCACCACUGACUGCGGCUCAACCUGCAAGCGAAGAGGCGCCAGUCCCGCGAUACAACCGGCCCGAAAUUUCGUUUGACGAGUUGGAACGUCGGCUGGGGUUGAUCCAGCGCAAUUACGAAAACAACUCUGACGAGCCUUCAGCACCGCCCAGUCCAAAGCUGUCGGCAGAUACACCUUCUCUUCCGAUGCCUCCGAGCAAUGGCGGCGCAGUUCCCAACUCGGCGGGCAACUUCCCGCCAGCAACGCGCAAGAAGACGUGGGAGGAUGUUGGAAGCAAGCCUUCCGCAGCGGCGCCUCCUGCAGGUCCGCCGGCAAAAGCACCCAAGCCAAAACCCAACAUGAGUGUCUCCACGUCAAACCUGUUCCAACCGUCUCCUUCUGCUGGAGCAAGCCCGGCCAACGACAAUUCGUCAGAGCCUCCCGUCACGACCGGGAUGUCGCGCAAUCUAAGCAGCUCGGUGGGAUCGCUGUCCCAGAUUUCGACAGGCGACGCGGUUGCGACGUCCAUUUCCAAUCACAUUUCCCAAACAAAGGCCAAUAUCGCCGCUGGCCUGUCCAACCAAUCCCGCGGUGCGGCCGAGGCUGCCGCCAGCCGUCGUGAUCACUCACGCCAAGGCACUUCGAACGGGGCUCCAGCAGCCAUCAGCAGCCGGCCUGAAGCAGGCACCGUGCCAUUGCAACACCAAACGAGCAUUUCAUCGUCCAGCAGCGACGAAUCGACCGUGGACGAGUUGGCGGCCUCUGGAACUCUGGGUCUUGCAGGUUUCGGGAACCCAGAGAAUAUCGAUCGCGAUCUCCAAGAGGUGAAGAGCUGGUGCGGCAAGAUUGCCUCGAAACUCACCGCCGUCAAUGCCGCGCUGGCCACCAGCGCUCAGGAAAUGGCCGACCUUCGCACGCUUCGCGAGGACGUUUCCAGUAUCCAAACAAAAGUCAAUGGCAUUGAUCAGCUGACACACUCGCUGAAUGCUGCCGUACUUUUGGUCCAGCACCAGCUGGGCUCCACACACAGUAUCGUCGCUGCUGCUUCCUCACCAGACAGUAGCGCAACCGUGUCUGCGGCUUCGAGUCCCGGACCUACUCGGGCUCCACUCUCGCGUCAAGGGUCGUUGAACGGCUCGCCUACCGACGAGAUUGCCAUGCUUCGUGUUCAACUUGGUCGCCUGGAGCGACAACUGACUGAUGAGCGGAAAGCGCGUGUUGACAUGCAAAGCUCGCUCACUCAGUUCAAGACCGAACUCGAGCUGAUCAAGCGUCGCCUGACGUAACCCAGCCAAACGCUUGCGUUGGUGUGUUUUCGAACUGGUUCCACGUUUGGAGGCGAGUUGCGAGGACCAAUCGUGACCUCGUUUCUUUUUUUUUUGUUUUUAAAAAGGUCUAUUUCUCCUCUUUGUUGUUUUCGACACCGUCGAUUUGGUUGUCUCAUGCUCCAAUUGAUUUUCGGUGCGCUGUGAUUAUCUUUGUCUCAUUAGCACAUUCCCAUCCUUCCCCCCCCCC